AUGUCAUCUCGACCUUCCCUGACCUACCAAAGAGCAUCAUCCCGACGCCAUACAGACCACGCCGUCAAACUGUUGGUCGGGCCUCGUGGCCGAACGAGUUCAUACGGUCUUAGCGCCCUCAGAACAGACGCUCUGCCAGCCGACCAAGCUACAGAAGAGGCCGGCAUUUGUCGCCAAGAGGCACGGCGAUGGCAACACGACUAUCGA
Molecule: messenger RNA, 207 nt
Organism: Protopolystoma xenopodis
Lineage: Eukaryota; Metazoa; Platyhelminthes; Monogenea; Polystomatidea; Polystomatidae
Source: the annotation of a GenBank genome assembly